AUGUCCUCCGAUAGCGUGGCAUUCUACGGCUUCACGCCUGUCCCCAGGGACCCAGAGGUCCUGUUCAGAGAUCACCCUACUGCUUCGGGGCCCAACCCUAAGCAAGACUUGUUUAGCGCCUCUGACUUUGUCUUGCCCGACUCCCCCGUGGCGCAAGAGGUUAAGGCGUUCGUCCAGAAAGAGCUCGACGAGCAGACGUACAACCACAGCCACCGAGUGUACAUCUAUGGCACAGCACUCGUCAAGACGCACUUCCCGUCGUGGACAUACGACAAUGAGACGUACUACCUCGCGUGCUUGCUGCAUGACAUCGGCACGGCUGAGCGGUUCCUUGCGAGCACGAAAUUGUCGUUCGAGUUCAAGGGCGCCAUUGUUGCGCGCGACCUCAUCCUGCAGCAGGGUGGCGCGGAGGACCAGGCCGACAGCGUGUGCGAUGCCAUCAUCAGGCACCAGGAUAUAUUCGUGAAUGGGGGCAACAUUACUAUGAUCGGACAAAUCCUCCAGCUGGCUACCAUUCUCGAUAACGUCGGGCUGCGCGCCAACCUGAUUCAUCCCCAUCUGAUCAAGACGACCACCGCUGCAUACCCGCGCAAGGGUUGGUCGGAGCACUUUGCGCGCGUCAUUGAGAAGGAGCUCAAGCUCAAGCCAUGGUGCCACACGUCGACGUUCGAGCAGCCGGGUUGGAAGGAGGGUGUGCGUAGCAACUUUGCGACGGACGUCAGAGGGAACGAGGUGAUGAAAGCAUAUGACUAG
Postia placenta MAD-698-R-SB12 is the source of this 753-nucleotide messenger RNA. RefSeq lists its product as hypothetical. NCBI's taxonomy places the organism in Eukaryota, Fungi, Basidiomycota, Agaricomycetes, Polyporales, Adustoporiaceae. The record is from RefSeq and is a predicted model, not a curated record. The transcript has 6 exons. Bases 1 to 753 code for a protein of 250 amino acids.